AUGGUUGAUAAAUAUGGAUUAUCUCAGCGUAAGCAACAAAUGAUACAAAACACCUUUUCUUCUGAAAUAGCAUCUAUGCCUAAAAAUAAUAUCUCAAAUGAGCAGACAAAAAAGAAAAGAUCUAGUUCUAGAUCAAUUUACUUUUCUUACUUGUCUUCUAAUAGUGGAGAGAAGAUAAGAAAAAUAAGUGAAAAUAUUAUAAAUAAUGACAUUCCUAAUACAGAUAUAGUUGCCCAAAUUGAGUGA
Cetraspora pellucida is the source of this 246-nucleotide messenger RNA. The record is from the annotation of a GenBank genome assembly. NCBI's taxonomy places the organism in Eukaryota, Fungi, Glomeromycota, Glomeromycetes, Diversisporales, Gigasporaceae.